AUGCCUUACUCGCAGUCACACUCCGCAGAGACACACAGAAUGGAGCCUGUCCUGAGCCUGGAUGAUAUUAGGAGGUCAAUCCCACGACACUAUGAGGCGAUCCAAACUGUGAGCAGCGGCGGCUUUGGUCAAGUGGUCAAGUGUCGAAAGAGAGACACUGAGGAGUUUGUAGCGGUCAAACUUCCUUUUUACAUGCAGGACACAGAGAAGGAGGUCUCUAUACUGCAUCUUAUGAUGGAUGAAGGGAUGGACAAAAAAAACAUUGUGAAGUUUUAUGAGGAGUUUGACACACCUUUGGGAAAAGGACAGGUCUUCGAAAUGUUGGACAUGAAUCUGAUGGACUUUUAUGACACCCAACAUCUACGAUUGCCCCUGUCCGACGUCCGCAGCAUCGUGAAACAGGUGGCCACAGCUUUGGACGUGCUGAAGACCUACGCCAUAAUCCACGCAGAUCUUAAACUGGAGAACAUCAUGGUCUGUGAUCGCGCCCAGAGGCCCAUCCAGGUCAAACUCAUCGACUUUGGCAUGGCCCUUUACGCAUCCAAGGCCGAACAGGGCCUCAUCUUCCACCAUGUGUGCUACAGGGCUCCUGAGGUCAUUCUGGGAUGUCUUUUCGAUGAGGCUGUGGAUGUGUGGUGCCUGGGGACCAUGAUGGCCACUUUACUGUUUGGGUUCCAGUUGUUCCCUGACACCUGUGAAUAUGAUGUAAUGAGAGUCAUUAUCAAACUCCUCGGCGCACCAUCCGGAGUCUACCUCGAUCGCGGGAUGUUCACAAACGAUUUCUUCAUUGAAGAAGGACGUUCCUGGAAAUUUAUGACUAAUGAGGAAAUGUUUGGAUUCGAGCGGGAGGAGUACGUCACAGCAGAGUUUGGUUCUCUUCAUGAGAUUGUGAAGACACACUAUAAGUUGUCUGACAUGGAGGAGUUAGACGCACCGACAGUCCUGCUCCGUCAGAUGCUGGAACCUGAUGCAGCCGUACGAAUUACUCCGGCCGAAAUCCUCCAACAUCCAUUUAUCUGUGGCCAAAGUGGGGAAAGUGUGGUGAGGAGGACGUCUCCCGAGGUCAUCAUGGUCAGACCAGCUCGACCUGAAAACACAUAUACUCUGGAGGAGGACGAGCAGCAGAGUGACAGUGUUAUAAGUGGGAGUGUAGACAUACCAUUCUUUGACUCGGAGGACGUCGAAUCAGGGAGUGUAACCUCAGAAGAGAGUGAAAUGACACCUGAACCCAGAGUCAUGAAGGGGUCAUCGGAAAAUGCUGCUCUUCAGGAGACACACAGAAUGGAGCCUGUCCUGAGCCUGGAUGAUAUUAGGAGGUCAAUCCCACGACACUAUGAGGCGAUCCAAACUGUGAGCAGCGGCGGCUUUGGUCAAGUGGUCAAGUGUCGAAAGAGAGACACUGAGGAGUUUGUAGCGGUCAAACUUCCUUUUUACAUGCAGGACACAGAGAAGGAGGUCUCUAUACUGCAUCUUAUGAUGGAUGAAGGGAUGGACAAAAAAAACAUUGUGAAGUUUUAUGAGGAGUUUGACACACCUUUGGGAAAAGGACAGGUCUUCGAAAUGUUGGACAUGAAUCUGAUGGACUUUUAUGACACCCAACAUCUACGAUUGCCCCUGUCCGACGUCCGCAGCAUCGUGAAACAGGUGGCCACAGCUUUGGACGUGCUGAAGACCUACGCCAUAAUCCACGCAGAUCUUAAACUGGAGAACAUCAUGGUCUGUGAUCGCGCCCAGAGGCCCAUCCAGGUCAAACUCAUCGACUUUGGCAUGGCCCUUUACGCAUCCAAGGCCGAACAGGGCCUCAUCUUCCACCAUGUGUGCUACAGGGCUCCUGAGGUCAUUCUGGGAUGUCUUUUCGAUGAGGCUGUGGAUGUGUGGUGCCUGGGGACCAUGAUGGCCACUUUACUGUUUGGGUUCCAGUUGUUCCCUGACACCUGUGAAUAUGAUGUAAUGAGAGUCAUUAUCAAACUCCUCGGCGCACCAUCCGGAGUCUACCUCGAUCGCGGGAUGUUCACAAACGAUUUCUUCAUUGAAGAAGGACGUUCCUGGAAAUUUAUGACUAAUGAGGAAAUGUUUGGAUUCGAGCGGGAGGAGUACGUCACAGCAGAGUUUGGUUCUCUUCAUGAGAUUGUGAAGACACACUAUAAGUUGUCUGACAUGGAGGAGUUAGACGCACCGACAGUCCUGCUCCGUCAGAUGCUGGAACCUGAUGCAGCCGUACGAAUUACUCCGGCCGAAAUCCUCCAACAUCCAUUUAUCUGUGGCCAAAGUGGGGAAAGUGUGGUGAGGAGGACGUCUCCCGAGGUCAUCAUGGUCAGACCAGCUCGACCUGAAAACACAUAUACUCUGGAGGAGGACGAGCAGCAGAGUGACAGUGUUAUAAGUGGGAGUGUAGACAUACCAUUCUUUGACUCGGAGGACGUCGAAUCAGGGAGUGUAACCUCAGAAGAGAGUGAAAUGACACCUGAACCCAGAGUCAUGAAGGGGUCAUCGGAAAAUGCUGCUCUUCAGGAGGUGGGCAACCAGCGAAGGAAGAGAUGGAAAAACAAAGUGUCUCCGCUCUGCACAGGACCACCCACAUCAAGUCGUCCUGCCUGGCCAGAGAAGAAGAGCCGUUUACAAAAGAUCUUCGCCUGGUUUAAACGGCUCAACUGCUUCUCCAGUAGGACAGAGGAGUAA
Periophthalmus magnuspinnatus is the source of this 2679-nucleotide messenger RNA. RefSeq names its product ribosomal protein S6 kinase 2 beta-like. Lineage: Eukaryota; Metazoa; Chordata; Actinopteri; Gobiiformes; Gobiidae. Gene Ontology annotation, molecular function: protein tyrosine kinase activity; ATP binding; protein serine/threonine kinase activity. The coding region runs from base 1 to 2679 and encodes 892 amino acids. Gene Ontology annotation, biological process: peptidyl-threonine phosphorylation; peptidyl-serine phosphorylation. The transcript is spliced from 20 exons. Gene Ontology annotation, cellular component: cytoplasm; nucleus. The record is from RefSeq and is a predicted model, not a curated record.